Messenger RNA from Eriocheir sinensis (Chinese mitten crab), 2065 nucleotides. RefSeq names its product selenoprotein K-like. Gene Ontology annotation, biological process: calcium ion transport; endoplasmic reticulum calcium ion homeostasis. Bases 147 to 413 code for a protein of 88 amino acids. The transcript has 4 exons. NCBI's taxonomy places the organism in Eukaryota, Metazoa, Arthropoda, Malacostraca, Decapoda, Varunidae. The record is from RefSeq and is a predicted model, not a curated record. Gene Ontology annotation, cellular component: Golgi apparatus; endoplasmic reticulum membrane.
GUAGUGGACAUCAGAGCGACUUAUUUCUGCGAGGAGGUAUUUCUCGCUCCAACGGCCUGUCAACAUGACGUGGUGUUAGCCGAGCUGCUCUGCGGCCCAGCAUGUCCUGACGCCCGCCGCCCCGUGCCAGCGUGAGAGGAAGCAACAUGCCUUACAUAUCACCGGAUGGCCGUAUUGGAGGCCAGAGUGGAUGGAGCCUGACAUCCAUCCCUGCCCUCUUCUGGGGAUUCAUUAACUUUAUUGUCCUGUUCUUCCAAACUCUCAUCAAUCCUGAUGCAGCAAAUCGUGGCAGUGGACAGAGCAGCUACUCUGGGUAUUCGGGGCGCAAGCCACCCCCUGGGCCUCCCCCAAGGAGGAUGGGAAGAGUCAACCAUGGAGGGGGUCCUGGUGCACCUCCUAUGGGUGGGGGAUGAGGUCGGUAGACUCCUGAGGGUCUAGAUCAACCUCAGGAGCCAAGGGGGUGUUGGACAUCUGUCUAGGGAUUUCAGGCCAACAUGUGAUUCUGAAGCUGAAAAAGUAUGUGCCAAGUGAUAAUUGAACCUAUUAUAUUCCUUCCACAUGCUUUCUCAGCCACAGAAGCAGGCGUUAGCCACAUAUGAAGCGGUGUCCAGCAAACCCUGCUGGGUGUGGGCACUGUGGAUAACAGGAAAACCCUUUUACAGAUGUGUGUGUGUGAGAGAUAGAGAGACAUUUUCCCUCUCCUGAACCUAUUUUUUCCAAAGAGAGAGAUCGCCCUCUCCUAAACCUAUUUUUUCCAAAUAAUAUAUUGAUAGGAUAGCUAUAUUUUUCAGUGAAAGUGUCCUUGAAUCUUGUGUUUCUCUUGUUAUAAAAAUUGUGUUUGAUAAAGUUCAUUGCCAUGCGCUUUUUAUAGCUUGGCAUUAUUUUAAUCUGCUCAAAUGUUAGGGUACAGUCUGCAACCUUGGAAAAGAUUGGGUAUUGUUCUCAGGCAACUUAAGGAAAACAAAACUUCCACGGAUGUAUGAUUGAUAUUACAUAGAAUUCUGCAUUGCAGUAAUGCUAAUGUGUGAUUUUUGGCAGAAAGUACCACUUGCAGUCAAUAACUGCACUAUGUUGAAGCUGUUUCAUUAUCAUAACUGCACCUGCAUUUCAUGUUAAUAUUUAAUGCAACAAAGAAAUAGUGAUGCUAACCAUCCAGUUUUCCACCCCAGUAGUUGUACCACACUGUAUUAUGUUUGAGAUCUUGUAUAUAGGUUUGAUUUAAGGGUUUGUAAAAAUGUCUUGUUGCAGUGCAAUCUUCUAUUAAUAUUUCUACAAAGGAGUAAAGUAAGAUUGAUAAAAUUCCUUUUCAGAUAUCAAAUGGGAAUGUUAAUGAUAAAACAAAUUUAAGUUGGACCUGUUUUGGGAGAGGUUAGAUGUGUGCCCAACCUUUAGCUUUCAAUAUCAGCUGAGUUCACUUGAACCAAAUGAUGGGUAAAGAGCUCACCACAUCCUGAUACUUAACACUGUGCCACGUAGGUUUGUAUUAGGGUAUAUAUGUUAUGUUCAUCUUUUCACUCAUGGCACCCUGACAUUUUUAUAUCGCAGUGUUGUAAUCAUGGAUGCAUUGUGAAUUCCUGUGUGCCAUGGUCAAAGUAUGUCACUAAGGAAAAAGGGCAUAUAAAGUGCUUACCAGUCAUACAGAUUUAUGAUGGAAUACAUACAUGGUGCAUUGAGGGAAAACAAAUGUUCAACCAAUACAGAGUGAGCAACAGGCAUGUAAAUGAUUAAGGAAAGUAUCUGUUGUACCAAACACUUGAAACCUACUGCAAGUGGUCUCAAGUUUUGUAGGAUUGAUUUUACACAACAUAUUUUUUCUUCAUGCACAAUUUUGAAACGGGAAAGAAAUUUCAGGGGGAAAAAUGAUUAUUGACAUAACAUGUAUCAUUCCUCAUCUUAUAUUUUUCUUCAUAACCAGGACAGAUCUAAGCACCAUCAAAUACAAAAAUGAAGCAAUGUAAUUCCCCCCCAUACACCACACAACCAUAUAAAAAAAAUUAAGGAGAUUUUGGGAAGUUAGGUCAUCCAACAUCAAGAUUUUGUGUAAAAUUGUUGUGUGCUAUUGGUU